Messenger RNA from Neolamprologus brichardi, 637 nucleotides. The record is from RefSeq and is a predicted model, not a curated record. Lineage: Eukaryota; Metazoa; Chordata; Actinopteri; Cichliformes; Cichlidae.
UGCUAAAUGUCAUUAAACUCAAAAGAACUGUAUGUUUUCUUUUCUGUGUUUAGUAUGCUAAAGCUGAGCCACUUCUCCUUUGUGACUUCCCAAUUGUGAUGGACCUGCAAUCAAAAAAAUGGGUUUUUGACUCUAAUUCUGAAUACACCAAGAUGACAAUGCAGAUAAGUUACGACUUGGAGAAUUUCUUUGACUACCUGGGUAUUUUUGAUGAUUAUGAUGAAGAUGUUUUUUUACUGGACCUGAGGCGAGCAACCAUUUUGGAAGACACCUUUGAACAACUGGCGGAUGCUUGUGACACAGACUACAAGAAGCCACUUAGGGUCUUGUUUGAUGAAAAUCCAAUAACCGAUGACGUCUACAGGAAAGACUUUUUUUAUGAAGUCUUUCAUGACUUGGUCUCAGCUGAAUCUGGGAUGUUCACGUUCAAUGACUCUGAAACACUGGCAUGGUUCUCCUCAAAACAUCAGGCAACUCAGGAAGACCAGCGUUUCUUCCUGUUUGGAGUUCUGUGUGGAUUGGCCCUGUACAACCAAUGCAUCAUCCACUUACCCUUCCCACUGGUGCUGUUCAAGAAGCUGCUCGGUGUAAGGCCUUCACUGGAGGAUUUGAUAGAAUUCAACACAAGUGUUGGAGA